UCUAAGUAGUAAUUUGAUUUUAAAAUCAAAUUUUUACACGAACUGUAUAAAUUUGUUAUUUUUGCAAACCAUUUCUAUCCAUACGAAUUUCAGAACGAAAUCCGUAAAAAAAAAAUGAUAUCCCUAGUGUUUGUUUUCAGUUACGAAACAUUAAUCACGGGCGUUGCACGUUUUUAGUAGCCGGGCAAACAGCACUUUGGGCACGUCUGUCCAAAACGUCAAUAAUAACGUUGAUAACAAACGAGUUCCCUGACUGCGGUUUGAACUUUAUAUAAUUAAAAAUCCAUACUUUAGUCUUAUAUUUUGCUCCGUUAGCUUUUAUGGUAAUUAAACUUACAAUGGACGAUGGUGGACGUUUGGAUAUAAUAUAUUAUUUGAAUUAACACGUUCAAUCACUAAAAAUUAUUUUAACACCAGCAGGAACGAUGAAGAAAUUUAUCAUAUCUUUACUGCUCUUUCAUAUAAUACUGCCAUUGAGUUUACUAAUAUGUAUCUGUUUAAAACAGAAUGCAUUGACCGGAAUUUAUCUGUUUUUACUACUCUACCUUCCUCUAAUUAAAACACCUACUCCAAAAAAUAUAAAUGGAAGUUCUGGAAUGUUUUUAAAAACUGUAACUUUGAUAAGUUGGCUUAUGAUAUUAAUUCAGCUUUUAUUUCAAAUUAUUCUGCUUGUGAUGCAUCCAUACGGAAAAAUUCUAGAACCAACAUGCGGCGCAAUAGAACGAAUGUUUCGCUAUAUUGGUUUAAUUGAGUUAUCUAAACUACAACUGAUUGAUAUAUUAUUCUUCUACUUACCAGAACUGAUAAUGGUUUGUGCAUCUACUAUUAUACAACGCAUGUUAAUUAAAAUUAAUAUUGAAGAAGACGCAUCAGAUACUUUUACGGAAAUCACAGAUCCUGAAUCAAGAGCAACUACCUGGGAACAGACAAGUUCUAUUUCUGUUGCUAUUUCUAUUGGAAAAUAUCUUUGUUUGGUGAUUAUUUGCCUUGCUGGAGUUGUAGUACCAUCAAUUAUUAGUGCAUUUUACUACAUAACAUUUUUGGGAAUAAUGACAUGGUGGUCUUGCUACCAUCCUAUAAGUCGUGGAUUUGCCUACUUAUUUCGUUUUAUUUGUCUGGUUGCUUGUUUACAUGUAUCUAUUCUUUUUGUAUAUCAAAUGGAGUGGGCUCAAAUUCUUUUACCUCCAAAUUCGCCAAUUGCAAGAUACUAUGGUCUCAUUGCUAUCAGAGAAACAACUUGUAAUGGUACUGUAAUAGUCAAAUUUUUGGACUUAGAAUGGCCUAAGUAUGCACUACCUUUAAUCUUGGUUGUUACACAUUAUCUCUUAUGGUUUGAAUCUCUUCUUUUAUUAAACAAUCCGGAUCUAGAAACAAAGGAACCAUUAGGAAUGACUCGGCAAGUAACAGUUCGUUUAUCUCAAAAAGGUCCCAAUAGUUAUUUCUUUCGAAAUAAAACAAAUCGAUGGCGUGCUGCCACUCGCAAAGUUUGCUUAAUUCGUGGCCAAAAACCCUUGUAUACUACUAGUCCGACAACAACUGACAGCCCAUCUUGUAGUAUGGUGGAAAGUGAAAUCCAGAAACCUAAUACUGAACAAGAUGGAUACCAUGAUGAUAAAGAAUACAAAUCAAAUAUAUUUUAUUAUUUGAUGGAUGUUCUGAGUACUGUGUCACAAUUUAUCACCCGCACAUCAUAUAUUGGCACUAAUAUUGUAAUGAUGGCUUGGAGUAUUACUUACCACAGUUGGUUAACAUUUGUACUGCUAUUAUGGGCUAGUAUUUCUUGGAUGGUUCCUCAACAAAGAAAAACAAUGUUAAGAUCAUCACCAUUUUUAGUGUUCUAUGCAGAGUUUUUACUGUUAUCACAAUUCUUAUACGGAAUGAACCUAAAUGACUCUGAAUUACCUCAAACCAUUCAAGAUUGGAAUUUAGAACAAAUUGGUUUCACAAAAGUUCUUCAUUUUCCCUGCAAGCCUUUAAUCAUAAAGACAUUAUUUACAACAAUGUUCUGGAUAACAAUGAGACAAUAUAUGCAAGAAAGGAGGGAAGCUAGAAGUCAUUCCGCCGUAGCUAAUAUGAUUCAAGUUACAGUGGGAACAGCAACAGCUAUGGGAGGUGAUUCUGGCACAAAAGGCAGUCGAUUAAUGCAAAGACUUGGCGAAGAAGCUAAAAUAAUUCUUACCAAAUUUUGGAUAUGGGUUGUGGCAUUUGUGCUAUUUGGAAUUGGCAUAACUGGCCAACGAAUGACAAUAUUCCGAAUAAUAUAUAUGGCACUGGCAUUAAUAUUUUUAUUAACGUUUCAAUUGUCCUGGGUUUUAUGGAGAAAAAUUAUGUAUGGAUUUUGGCUUACAGUCAUAAUUUAUUCAAUGCUGAUAUUAGUUAUGACAUACACAUAUCAGUUUGAUAAUUUUCGAGAUUACUGGGAAAAGUAUCUAAAAAUUCCACCUACAUUACAAUUAGAUAUAGGUUUAGAAAAAUUUGAAACUGGUGAACUGUUCGUACGACUUUUGACGCCAACAUUUUUUGUUAUCAUUACUGUUGUUCAGCUUUACUAUUUCCAUAAAGAUUUUUUGGCUAUAUCUGAUAUUAAGAGCCGAGGUACUAGUAUUGUUAAGCCAACCAAAUCAGGUAAUUCUUCUGCUUCAAACAGUGACAAAGAAUCAACAGACUCCAGCAUUUCACUUACAGAUAAUAAAUAUCAAAAAAAUCCUCCACGUCAAAGUUUUAUAUCCGAGAGAAAAUCUUUUAAAGUCUUCAAAAAUCUACCAAAGGUUAAAUUACGCUCAUUUUUUAAGAUGCUUAAAACAAUUUUGUCUUAUAUAAUUGAGCUAGCAUGGUUAUAUGCUGAAUUACACAUGAUAAAAAUCAUAUUGUUAUGUGUCAUGUUUUUAGCUGUGUAUGAGGUGUGUUUGGUUCAUUUUGUGUUGGUUGUAUUGGUGACUAUUUCAUUAGUAUUUAAUAGUCGUAUACAAUCAAUUAUUGUCUAUAUUAUAUCCGUUUAUGUAUCUAUAUUGUUACUUACUAAGAUGAUUUACCAAAUUGAAUAUAUACGAGAGGGUACAUGGAACGUCACAUGUCCAGACUUUCAUGAUCCAAGUAAAACUAAAGAUUAUAAUACAGCUAAUUGGGUAGGAUUCAAAAAGUCUACAAAUAAGGUUUCUUUACUCAAUUUACUUAAAGGAUAUAUAUCUAUAGUUUUUGUCAUAACAUUGCAUAGGGUUGUAAUAACUCGGCAAAAAUAUAAGAGACAUUUAAAAGGUAGACCAUUGUCAAAACCUUUAAGAAUGUUUCCAGGUAUUACAUUUAAAGAUGUUGACCAUGAUAUUCCUCAUUGCUUGAAGUAUUUAUUGAAUUUUGGAUUUUAUCGAUUCGGUGUAGAGAUAACUCUUAUUGCUGUAGCAGUGCUUGUUGGAACAAGAAUGGACUUUUAUGCUGUACUUUAUGCAUUAUGGUUAAUGACUUUUGUAAUGUUAUCAAGGGCAACUUUAGCAAAAGUGUGGAUAGUUUUUAUGUUUUUUGUUGUUGUUACCAUACCAUUGCAAUAUGCUAUUGUCAUUGGACUACCUCCAGAUCUUUGUUUACAAUGGCCAUGGGAUGAAAAUGAAAUUAUGAAGAAUUUCCGUGAUUGGAUGUUUUUGCCAGACCCUGAUUCACCUCCAGAUGCAUACAAAUUACUAUGUGAUUUUAUUGUAUUAUUGUUUGUAUCUCGUCAAUCUAUUGUCUUCAAAAUAGAAAGAAGACAUAUAGAUGUAGAAUACCCAGGAGGAACAAAUCGUUCAAUUAUUGAAGAAGCUGAAAAGCCUAGUUUUAUAAAUCCGGUCCCCGACUUUGUAUCUCAUAUAAGAUCAUGGCUUGAUAUAUUAAAACGUAUUGUUCUCAUUGGAUUUAUUUGGUUCACAUUAGCCAUUGUGUUUUUGGCUGGUACCAAUAGAGUUAAUCUAUUUUCUCUUGGAUACCUAAUAGGUUCUUUUAUAUUUUUAUGGCAAGGCAAUGAUUAUUAUCUUCGACCAGUAAAUGUUAUUCUUAAAUGGUGGAAUAAGUUAAUACUGUACAAUAUAACUGUUAUUACUUUGAAAGCUAUACUCCAAAUACCUGGUUGUAUUUUUAUGAAUUACAUGAAAAUGAAUGCUUGUUGGAUGAUACAACUAUUUGGUAUUUCUUGCAUACAAAAGUUUUCUACUAACCAUGCAGUUGUAACAUCAUUAGACAAUGAUGAUUGCGAGAUACCAAUUGAGCAUGUUGGCUUAGCAUGGGAUAUUUUAUGUUUUGGAUUUUUAAUCUUCCAAAGACGUCUUUUUAACAGUCAUUACUUCUUUAGAAUUGUAGAUGAAACAAAAGCAAUGGCUAUAUUAGCUUCCAGGGGUGCUGAAUUGAUUCAAGAGCUUUCACAAAAACGAAUCCAAGAACAGCAUGAAUCAGAACGAAAGGUCCUGGAAAAAAUCAAAUCAAAAAUGGAUCGAAUCAAAGCUACUCAAAAGAAAAUUCAAGGUUUUGGAAUUAAGGAACCGGAAUCUCAUGAAAAAGCUAUUCGUUCAGGUGAUUAUUAUAUGUUUGAUGAAUUUGAUGAUGAGUUAGAUUCAAUUGUAGAAAAAGAUAAUGAAUUAAGUGAUGUAAGUGAUGAUUCACUCGAAGACUCGGAUAAAACUGAUACAGACCAAUUUGUGUAUAAAAAAAAGAAAGAAAUAAUGGAUAAGUCAGUUGUUGGUGAAACAAGUAAACUAGCCAUGAGUGAUAGUGAGGAUUUAAAAGAAGAUACUCAAGAUGGAGAUAAGUUAAAAUCGUUCAGUACAAAAAUUAAAGAGAGUAUUAAUUUGUUCAUGGAUUUUGUCAAUAGUUCAACAAAAACAUUGACUAGGAAAUUAAAUAAAAUUUCUCGAGACUAUAGAUAUGUUAUUCGGACACUAGCAGUUGAAAAGAAAACGUUAAAACAAAAUCGAGGAUUUGGAAUUGGUCUAAGAACAGGUUCAUCAAUGAUUUGGCAGCCAAUGCCAUUUGUUGGUAAAAGUGUCACGUUAAGCGCUGAAAAGUUAGAAGAACUAGAAGAACAACAAGAAUUAAACGCCUCCAAUCAACCCCAGCUUAUGCGUCUUGUUUUGGCUCUUUGGUUUGCAAUCAUAUCUCACUCUGAUUUGGUCUGUUAUUUUAUGAUAUUCUUGCAUCAAAUUAAAUCUGCCACCAUUUUAAGUUUGCCACUGCCACUGAUGGUUUUUCUUUGGGGUACGCUCACUGUUCCUAGGCCAACAAAGAAUUUCUGGGUCACUCUUAUCGCAUAUACUGAAGUAAUUGUUGUCAUUAAAUGUAUGUUCCAAUUUGAUAUGAUACCAUGGAAUCAACAAGUUGUUACUGACAACAUGCCAUUCUUCUUGCCAAGAAUUAUUGGUAUUGAGAAGAAACCAAACUAUGCCACAUAUGAUUUAUUCUUGCUUCUUGUUUUGUUCUUCCAUCGAACUAUGUUAAAAUCAUUGGGUCUUUGGAAAAGUUCAUUGUCAUUUAAAGGAACACCUAUUAACCAAAUAUCUUUAUUUGAUACAAUCGACACUCGAUGUUCAAUGGGUUCUGAGGGCUACCAAGGAUCUGUAGACAACGAUCCAAGUACUGAACAAACAACUGUUGUGUUGGCUCCAGAAUUUUUACAAUCCAGUAACAAAGAUGUACAAUUAAUUCAAAAGUCAUAUGAACAGUCAUUUGAUAAAUCAAACUCAAUAGAUACUGAAAAUCUCUUAGAAAUAAUGCCAUUAUCUCUCAAAAAGCAUUGCAGUCCUCUAGUGUCUUUCUUCGAACAAUUAAUAGAUUCAAGCUCUAGAGUCAAUGCUGAUGUUUAUACUUAUAUGUUUUUGUGUGAUUUCUUUAAUAUAUUUGUUGUUGUUUUUGGAUUCUCAGCAUUUGGUUCUCAAAGUGAUGGCGGCGUGUCUCAAUACUUUGAAGAAAAUAAAGUACCUGUUCCGUUUCUAAUCAUGUUGACUCUUCAAUUUGCAUUAAUCACUGUUGAUCGGUUGCUUUAUUUAAGAAAGUAUAUCCUGGGAAAAAUACUAUUCCAAUUUGUAUUAAUAAUUGGUUCUCAUAUAUGGAUGUUUUUCAUACUACCUGGAGUUACAGAAAGACAAUUUAAUGCUGUAAUACCACCUCAACUUUGGUACAUGGUAAAAUGCUUUUACCUAUUACUGUCUGCAUAUCAAAUUAGAAGUGGAUAUCCAACAAGAAUUCUCGGAAACGUUCUAUGUAAAAAUUACAAUUAUAUUAACAUGAUUCUAUUCAAACUUUUCAUGUUAUGCCCAUUUGUAUUUGAACUGAGAACAAUAAUGGACUGGGUAUGGACUGAAACAUCAAUGACAUUACCAGAUUGGCUUAAAAUGGAGGACAUUUUUGCACAUAUUUUCCAACUAAAAUGUUCGAGGCGUGUGGAAAAUGAAUACCCAAAUCCCAGAGGAAUUAAAGUUAAACCAGCUAAAAAAUAUUUGAUUGGAGGUGGAACCUUGAUUUGUUUAGUGACUGCUAUCUCAUUUCCACUAGUGCUAUUUGCUCUUGGUAAUACAGUAGGAGAACCUAAUUUGCCUGAAGGUAUCAAUCUAAAUGUUAAGCUUGGAUCUAAUCAACCAAUAUACACCAUGACUAUUGAAGGAACAAUUCAGAAGUUUGAUGAAUCCGACUGGUACUCAAUGAUAAAUGUUUACAAAAAGUCUAGAUCAGCACAAACAUUCUUAUCAAACUAUGAUUAUGAAGAUGUUGGUGUAUUUUACAUAACAACCCAUUCAGCAAAUACAUGGUCGAUUAGUCCACCUGAAUUGGAAAGCAUGAUUCAACAAUUGAGUGAACCGAAUGCCUCUUACACAGUUAAAACUGAUUGGGUUAUUAAUCGUAAGAAUGCCUAUGGAGAGCAACCAAAAGAUGUUAAAGAUAGUCAUGAAAUUAUUAUUAAUCAAACAACUUGUGCAGAGCUGGCUAAUCUCAUUACUAAUAAAAAUCACAGCGUCAUGUUGUAUGGUUUAAUACCCAAGUUUAUUAAGGUCACUGGAUUUGGAGGAGCAAAAGCUGUGUCACAGCUAAUGAUUAGUAAUGAAACCGAGCCAUAUAUGAAUGCUAGUGUGUUUUUAAAUAGUAACAGUAAUAACAAUGACAGUGAAAAAUGGUGGGACUUGUAUGAAGAAUGUCCUCAUGAAAGCUCUGCUCGAUAUUUAUAUGAUUUGCCCAAAAGCUCAUGUAUUCCUGGUGGUAACAAGCGUAAUUUCACAAUAUAUACAUUUAAUGACAAAGCAUUUCCAGAAACGUUGAACAUUAUUAGUGGAAAAGGGAUUAUUGGAUUGUACACAACGUUUGUUAUUGUCGUUCAUACAUUUGUUCGAGGAUUUUUCACCGGUAUAUCAACCAAAAUUAUGUUUGAUGACAUGCCAUACGUAGAUAGAAUCUUGCAACUGUGCUUGGAUAUUUAUUUGGUGAGAGAAAGUGGUGAAUUAGAUUUGGAAGAAGACCUAUUCGCUAAACUAGUGUUCUUGUAUCGGUCACCUGAAACGUUAAUUAAGUGGACUCGACCGCCUGACACUACAUCUAAUGAAGAUCCUGACGAUGCUCUCCCUGAACUCUCUGCAUAAUCUCAUAAUUUAAUGUAAUACUAAAAUCUAAGCUAUUGACCUUAUAUUGGUCACCUGUAACAUUAAUAAUGUGAACUUGACAAAUCUGUUACAAUAUGAAACCAAGGUCACGACGACGCUCUCCAUAAACACACAUAAUCUCAUUUGAUGUAAUACUUAAUAUUAUAUAAUAUGUUUACAUGUUUCAAGUCUCUCACGCAUCAUUGUUAUUACUCUUUUUAUUAAAUAGUCAUAAUUAAUAUCUAAUUUACACGCUGAAUAUCUUAUUAACGUCAUAUCUAUGAAACAUAAAUAUUUUUUUUGCACUUUUUUGUCUGUGCUUAAUAAAUUAGAAAUAAUUAUUUUAAGGUUAUUAUUUCCUUCACAUAACCAAGUCUAUUAUUUUUAUGUAUUUUUUUUUGUUUUUGUAAUUUGUUAUGUUUUAUGUACACUAUUAAGAUGGUUCGAUGAACAACCUUUGUGCAUUUUAAAAAAAAUCAAUAAGUAACUUAAUUAAGUAAUGCAAAUUAAUAUAUUAAUAUAUUAGUGUAUUGAUGUAUUGUUUUCAUAAGCUGAUUAGCAUAAUUUUGUAUUUUUCACUUACAUAACUUACAAUCAUGUAUGUAUUGAACACUAUUUAGACAUAAUG
Molecule: messenger RNA, 8211 nt
Organism: Melanaphis sacchari
Lineage: Eukaryota; Metazoa; Arthropoda; Insecta; Hemiptera; Aphididae
Product: piezo-type mechanosensitive ion channel component-like
Exons: 44
Coding region: 426-7583 (2385 amino acids)
Source: RefSeq, a predicted model, not a curated record